UCGUCACAUCUUAAGGAUUUUGUCCCAGUAUGGUGCCGGAGUAUUUGAAUAUUUUAAUGCAAAAUCCAAGCAUAGUUGGAGAAAACAGAUAGAAGACCAAAUGACCAGGCUGUGCUCUCCUGGUUGCCACUCUGUCUCAGUCAAAUGGCAGCAACUCGAUCCAGAUGCUCCCGAGGCCCUGCAGGCCCCAGCCCAGGUGCCGUCCUUGUUUCGCAAUGAUCGACUCCUUGUCUAUGGAUUCAUUCCACACUGCACACAGGCAACCCUGUGUGCAUUCAUUCAAGAGAAAGAAUUUAGUACAAUGGUGUCAACUACUGAGCUUCAGAAGACAACUGGAACUAUGAUCCACAAGCUGGCAGCCCGAGCUCUAAUCAGAGAUUAUGAAGAUGGCAUUCUUCACGAAAAUGAAACCAGUCAUGAGAUGAAGAAACACACCUUGAAAUCUCUGAUUAUUAAACUCAGUAAAGAAAACUCUCUCAUAACACAGUUUACAAGCUUUGUGGCAGUUGAGAAAAGGGAUGAGAAGAAGUCGCCUUUUUCUGAUAUUCCAAAAGUUUCUGAACUUAUUGCCAAAGAAGACGUAGACUUCCUGCCCUACAUGAGCUGGCAGGGGGAACCCCAAGAAACUGUCCUGGACCAGCCUCUUUUAGCAUCCUCAGAGGGGCAAGACGUAUUUUCAUGCAAACGGAAAAAACGUUCGUCUAAAAAAAAAAUGAAGUUAUCUAAGUCACAAGUUUCUGAAGAUUUUGAAGAGGAUGGCUUAGCUGUACCAGAGGGUUUCACAUCAAAUGUGGAACGUGGAGACGAGGAAAAGAUACUAGAUUUAAGUUGGACACAGUCAUUUAAAGCAGCAGCAACCGAGCCACUGUUUAAGAAAGUCGGCUCACUGGAAACGUCUCCUUCCAGCCUUUUCGGUUCUUCUGCUCCAGCCUCUGGUUCCUCUUUUUUCCAGGCUGCCGGCUCUCCCAGUCCUGCUUCCAUGCCUCUCGCCUCAUUUCCUCAGUUACCUAGUUUGGGUUUUGCUGCUCCUCCCAGACAGUUUGACGCGUCUGACUUCAGAAACGGCCCUGUGCCUCGCCGUGGUGCUGCCCGCAUCCCACAGCUCCUGUCUUGUCCCAUAGGGCCUCCUCAGAACCCACCUUUGCCACCCCUCUGUGGCUCUGCUUUUGGGGGCUCGUUGUUCUCCACACAGUCUGCUCCACCGAAACCUCCCGGGCGCCCGAUGAGCAGGCCUCUCGCUGGCACCUUCCCUAAGCUGCAUUCUCCCCAGCUUCAUUCCUGUCUUCCCGCGGACCCUGAUCCCAUCAAAGGUUUUGGGUCUUAUCAGCCCUCUGCUUCCUCUCCUUUUCAUUUUCAACCUUCCCCAGCCUCUUUCAGUACCAACGUCGGGCUGCCAGUCGUACUUGAGCCUCUUUGCCGUCGGUCCUCAGCAGAUCUCUCUGUUCAAGAGAAAUCAGUGGGCAGUCCCGAAGGAAGUCAACGGCUUGACUUAGUUUCUCAGACUUCUGAAACAGAAAGUGUUGAGCUAUCAGAAGUACCUAGAAAUUGUGGCUAUUUACAAUUACAUGGUGACACAACAGUUGACAGUACCCCGUGCUUGCUGGAAGGAAUAGAGGAAGAUGAAGUAGUGUGCACACAACGCUGGCUGGAUGCUGGGCCUUGGACAGAACUCUUCAGUCUACAGACAGAGGAUGGCUUCUGGAAACUUACACCAGAACUGGGAUUUAUAUUAAAUCUUAAUACAAAUGCUUUACACGGCUUUCUUCAACAAAAAGGCAUUCAAUCUCUAGGCGUCCCCAAAUUACGGCCCGCGGGCUGCAUGCGGCCCCCUGAGGCCAUUUAUCCGGCCCCCCGCCGCACUUCAGGAAGGGGCACCUCUUUCAUUGGUGGUCACAGCGGAGUUCCCUUCCCUAGAAAGUCCCCGGCUCUGGCCCUCCCGGGCUUCCGCGCCUGGAGCCCCCCUACGGGGGAAUCCGGCACUGCCAGGUCCUCGUGGCCGCCCUCAGCCCCGGGACGCCCUCCGCCGGAGCCACGCCAACCCUCCCCAGCUGCGCGCGGCUCCGCAGCCGCUUCCGCUUCUCUCUCACCCUUGACCUUUUCGCCACACCCCCAGAACGCCCUCACGUUCUUCCGCCCAGGAUGCCGCGCGCCCCGCCCCAGCUGCUUCCCGUGGGCUACGCGGCGCUACGCCGCGCCCGCCUUUACAUGA
Molecule: messenger RNA, 2209 nt
Organism: Saimiri boliviensis boliviensis (Bolivian squirrel monkey)
Lineage: Eukaryota; Metazoa; Chordata; Mammalia; Primates; Cebidae
Source: RefSeq, a predicted model, not a curated record